UUCACAUCUUUUUGCCAUGGAGGUGGAAUGCGAUUUGGGUGAUAUACAAAAUGAGGAGUUGCUGAGGAAAAUGUGGCAGCAGUCCGAGGACAGCGAGCGCAAGAAGCAGAUCCGAUCGCAUCUCUAUAAGCUGCGCGAGUCGCGACUUUGCAACCUCUAUAGGCACGAAACGGACCCAAUGUCGGAGCCCAACGGAAACGGAAACGGACAUGGCAACGUGAACCAGCUGGCCGGUUAUGCGGGCAAGGAUCCGUUGGCCACCAGCCACGGGGACGCCCUGCUCGACCAGAACUUCCAGAGCCUGAAGUCGAAGGAGGUCCGUGAUUCGACCAGUCCCACGCACGAGAUGCGCUUCCAUUCGAUGACGCUGAGCCAGCCGAAUACCACCGGCUGGGAUGUGCAGACCUCCUCGGAGGUCAGUCCCGAUGGACGGGCCUAUCGCACCGAAACUCUGGCCAAAACAGAUGGCGUGGAGAAGCUCAAUGGUGGUGGCCUGGCCGAGUUCAAAGGUCGCAACGAGCAGCGCUCGAGUGCCUCGCAUCAGGGCGAUGACAAGAACUUCGUGAAGCAGGCCUCGGAUAGCUCAAAGACCCAACUCCAGGAGACGGUGGUCUUCGGGGAUGAGACCAGCGGUCGCACCGAGAUGAAGAUGAGCUCCACCUCGACCUCGUCGUCCUCGAAGGUGGUGUCCUCCUCGUCGACCGUUGAGUAUGGCGGCGAUGAGCCGCGCUAUCUGCUGGACAGCCAGGAGAGGCCGAAUCCGAAGCCACAUCAUCAUCAUCAUCAUCAGCAGGAGCAGCAGCAACAACGGGAGUGGGAGCAGGAUCAAAGACGUCAGGAGCAGCGCAUUCAGGAGCAACUGCAGCGACAGGAGCAACAGAUUCGCCAGGAGCAACUGCAGCGACAGGAGCAACAGAUCCGCCAGGAGCAACUGCAGCGACAGGAGCAACAGGAGCGAUUCUCGGAGAGCCGCGAGCAGAGCAACAGCACCCGGAAUGUCCAGACCCAGCAGCAUUACGAGGAGAACAAGCGCUAUGUGGAUAUGGACAAGGCAUCGCCCGAGUAUCAACGCCAUGUCCAGCAUUUGAUGGAGCAGCCCGGCGAGAUCAUCUCCAAUACGGUGGAGUAUCCCAAGCCGAAUGUCAAGAUGAUCACCACGGUUAAGCGACUGCCCGAUGGCACCAUUGUCAAGAACAAGCGCUACGAGACGGAGCAACUUACUCCGAGUCAGAGUCAGACGACCCACAACCAGACCCGUAAUCAAACCCACAUUCAAACCCACAAUCAGACCCACAAUCAGACCCACAAUCAGACCCACAAUCAGCGACGAGCUCAGGAUGUGCAGGAUAGUCAGGUUCGCGAUGUGGUGGACAAUGUGGAGCAAAAGCAUGUGACGGAGUCGCAGAGCUUCUCCUCGGUGAAGAAGUCCAGUCGGCGAUUCUCCACGGAGACCACCUCGGAAACGGUGGAGGAGUACGACGAUCGUGGUCAGCCCUUGUCCAGGGUGGUGCAAAAGGCACCGGUUCCCUCAGCCACAACCACACCGACAACCACCCACUCACCACGCCAGUCGCCGGCCAAAGACUUUAGCACCCAUGGCUUUCCCUCGGUGCGUCCGAAUAAGCCCACCCAGGAGUAUGCCUCCCAACGGCCCGGCACCGAAGAGGUGGUGGUGGUGCGUUCCGAGAAGAGCCGCCAGGUGAAGCAGCAGACGAGCUCACAGCGCACCACCGAAACGGAGGUGCUGGGUGAGGAUUACCAGUCACCCCACGAGAGAUCCCCCCAGAAGCUGAGGGAGGCUCCAUCGCCCAGUUGGGAACAACCCACAACCACCAGACGUCAUCCGGUGGAUGAGGAUUUCAGCACCCACGGCUUUCCCUCGGUGCGCACAACCACCAACCACCCCGAUCGUCCCGAUGGCGAGGUGUUGCAGACCUCCAAGACGGUGAGUCGCAAUCAGAGUGCCAAUAGGAAAACGAACACGGAGCGGAUAAUUGAGACACAGGUGGAACAUUCACCUUCCGGCAUUCGAUCUGGAAGUCCUCGACGAUCUCAGCCACGCGAGGAUUAUGCUUCGCCUCGUGGACCAGCCGGCAAACCAAGUCAGUCCCGUCCCAGCACCACCAGCACCACCAAGACGACCAGCACCACUUCGGAGCCCUUGACUCGCCGUCAGUUGCAAAAGGAGCGCGAGGUGGAUGCCGCCCAUCGGGCCUUUGCCGCCUCACUGCGCAGCAGUUCGCCGGCGGACAGCACCACCUCGGUGGGUUCGCAGCACCACCACCAUCAGACGCCACGAUCGAGUGUCUCCUCGAAUCGCACCUUCAGACGGGAGAUGCGAGAGGGUUCCCAUGACAGCCAGGCGCCUUCGGAAUCGAGCAGGAUCAGCUCGACCACUGUGACCAGGCAUCAGACAGGUGGCAGCACCACUAGCAGCACCACCAAGACCAAGACCACCAAGCCACCGGUGUCCAGAGGUCCCAGUAGUGAGCCCAGGUCGCCCACUCCGAAAACAGCAGGAGGAGGAGCAAUAACCACCACGACCACCAUUAGCAGCACCACCAAGUCCAGUCCCAGUCCAGCACCAGCUUCACCCACCUCAGCCGCACCACCAGCCAGUUCCGCACCACCAGAUAACAAGCUAUCACAGUAUACGUAUACUACCACUAAGCCCGGCGAUAUAUUCUCUCUGCCACCAACUACUCCUCCUACUAUUAACAACGAACCAACACUAACCACCACCAAAACAACAACAACCACCACCACCUCCAAGAACAAGCAGAAACAACCCGAUCCUGAUUUCGAUAACCAGCCGAUCCAAAAGGUGAAGCUGAGCGCUAACGAGGCAAUGGUGGUGGAAGAGGCACCCUGUGUGCGGCGUCAAUAUUACCAGCUGGGAAACGAGGGGGAAAGCCCCGAGACGCCCGAGAGCUCAGGGACCCCUGCCAGCAAGAAGCCCCAGCCAAUGAGGAGGCCCCACCAGGAUGAAGCGGAGCCUCAGUUGAGGCGUAGCUCCAAGUCGCCCACUGUGGAGCCACGUCCGGUGCAGCGGGAAACGACCUUUGAGGGUCGUCGCGUCUCUCAGCCGGAGGAUCGAGAGCUUUCGAUCGACGAGUUGCUUCUCAUUGAACAGAUGAGCGGUGCUCCGGGCUUGCCCACUUUGUCGGCAUCUCAGAGUCUCGGCAAACCGUCAACCACUAGGGCUCAGAGUCCCGAGAAGCCGCAGCCUAGGGCUACUCCUCGGCAAAGCCCUGAAAAGGAGCAACCCCGUUUCCAGACUCCCGAGAAGGCUCAGCCCAAAGUCUCUCCCCGUCAGAGUCCCGAAAAGCAAUUACCCCGAGCCCAGAGUCCCGAGAAGGUUCCUCUAGUUAGCCAACCUGGUGCUUCUCCGCGUCAAAGUCCAGAGAAGCAAAUACCCCGUAACCAGACACCCGAAAAAGCUGCCGGACUACCCCGUGUUUCACCUCGGCAAAGUCCCGAAAAGCAGGAUCUAACCAGCAAGCAAAGACGCGACGAGGAAGAGAUAUUUCGCAGCACCAUUACCACAACCCAAAAACGAACUACCCACAAUUUAAACGAAGAAUUUCUAACGAACGAACGAGAUAACCAAAAUCAGACGAAUUACGAAAAGAAACCCCAGGCUGCAGGUAAGGAUGAGCCUAAAACAAAGCCGCAGGAGACCAUUGAAAGUCCAGAUGGUGGAUUCCCGUCCAAAACUACUGAAGCUGCGGAGCAACCCGAAGAGAAGGAGGCACCCACCUAUCGGAAGAAGGGUUUGACUCGUCGUGAGACCUUCGAGGAUCGCUGUCGCCAAAUUUUGGGUAUGGAGGAAGAUGGCGAUACUCAGGGAACUUUCACCCCGAAACCGAACGACGAUCGGGAAGACGAUAGUGUUACCCAUACCACCAUAGAGACCAUCCAAGUUAAGAUCGAAGAUUGUCCCGAUGAUGAUGACGAUGAUAAACCCCGUCGGGUGACGGAGACAUUUGUGGUACGUACGCAGCCGAAGAUUAAGGUGGAAGAGGAGCUCCUCGUGGAUGUGACCGAGUCGGAGGAUGUGGAGUUUCUGGUGACUCCUAAGGAAGAGAUUCCCAAAGCUCCUAAAAAGGAUCAAGAUACUCCAAGGGCUCCAAAGAAAGAACAGACUCCUGUUCUUCCCAAGGAAGAAACUUCCAGGUAUCCCAAGCAUCCAAAGGAAGAAGACAGUCCCAAGGAGAAGCCCAGGAAUCCUAAAGAGGAUGCCGAGACUAUUAAUGUGAAUGAAGAGACCACCAUUAUCAUUACUAAGCAGGGUUCCAAAUCUCCCUCUCCCGAACGUAGAGUUCCCAAGAACUCCCAGUCUCCAUCUCCCUCUCCCACCUUUGGUAGAAAGAUUCCAAGCAAGCUGGAGUCGAGCUUUGUGACCGAAAAGAUCAUUGAUUGCCAGGGGAAAACUGUUGUGGAGAAAAUCAGUCAGAGGCCACGCACUCCAAGUCCCACCACCCCGAAAAAGAGCACAAAGCCAACACAAAAGUUGCCGGAGAAAGUACCCGAAAGUGAAUCGGAGCCCGAGAAGGAAUCAGAACCGGAGACGAAGAAGAAGACCGCUGUGAGCAUUACGAAAACCACUAAAACGAAGCAACCACUUUCGACCAAGGAGCCGCAAUCAAAGCUUCCGGCUGCAAAGAGUCCUCGCAAGGACUCGCUGACUCAAGCUCGCAAGCGGGAUAGCUUGGUGGAGGAGACUCAAACCACGAGGACGACAACAACUCAGCGUCGUAAGCCCAGCGACUCAAAUGGUACACCCUCCAUCAAGGAUCGUCUUCGUUCUUCGCCGCGCAAGCAAAAGACCUCGCCGCAGCAGAACCGAACACCCACUCCGGGUGGAAAACCCCGAAACCCCGAGGACGAUGUCGAUGGAGACUCUACCUCGCCAGAUGCCAGUCCCUCGAGGUUGAACAACGAACGCCGUCGAUCUAGCAACAUUUCCGUGCACACGGAGAUCAUCAUAGAUCACACGGCUCCCAAAUCCCCGAGAACUGAGAGGCGACCUUCAAAUACCACCGGUGGAGUUGCCAGUCCGAUUAGGAAGCUUCCGGUGACGGAGAGAAAGGAAUCGGCCCCCGUGCCCCGAGUAACGCGACGCGAUAAAACCGAGAAGGUCACUCGCUCCACCAGCGAGAAUAUCAUCAAGGUAGCGAGCGGCAGCAAGCCUCAGCCGGAGAUGAGUAGCCUGAAGCCGGGUGGUAGACCCAGUAAAUGCUGCACCACCAAGACGAUCAAUCUGAGCGAGCAGCGCAUUAAUACGGCCACCGAUAUAGAGGGUGUAAUCAUCGACAUUCAGCAGGCGAAGAGCUCCAGGGAACCAUCGCCGGAUAGGAUUGUGCCUACCCCCGUGCCCGCUGAACUGGAAACGGGAAAGCCCCGAUAUCCGGAUGUCGUCCAGGAGCCCGACGAUGAACCGCGUCGCAAGCCACAGGUCACAAAUAUACCCAUUUUCGAGGAGGAAUCGCAGACGUAUGUGGGCUGUCAGAUCUCCGAGUUGCGCAGCUCCAAUGGCCUUGAGGUGGAGAUACUCGACAAUCCCACUGUGGAGGCUCCCAAGAGCCUGGACUAUCCCGUUAAUACACCCGAUACGGACGAGAGUCUAUUGAGUGUCCACGAGAAGGUCUCGCGAUUCACGCACUCGGCCGAAAAGGUGAAGCAACCCCGGGUCUCCGCACCAUUUAGCAGGGAAUUCGAUACGAAUGCCAAGAUUCCCGAGAACGACGAGUGUCUGCUUAGCAUUAACCAAAAGGUUGACAAGUUCCUGCGGACGGCAGAGAACGUAAUUAGACCUUCUUCGCUCUCUCCGCGACCGGAAAUCGAACGCCCCGGGUUGGAGGAGAUCGAUGAGGAGCUUCGGCGGGACGAUUGCAUACUGAGUGUCUCCCAGAAGGUGCACAAAUUUAUCGACACAGCCGAGAAAUUGGCGCCCACCAUGCCGCAGAAAUCGCCACGCUUGGUGGCCAACAUCGAGCGUCAUAUCUCCCGGCAAAGCGAGCCUGAGCGCGAGUUGGAUGAGGAGUCGGAGCCCGAACUGGAUCGCGAUACGGAUGUAGAGGAUGGCAAUCAAACUAGCCAAGUGGAGGACACCGAGGAGGAGCUAAGCCAUUCGGUGACCAGGAAGGAAACCACCAUAAGGGAUGUUAAGCAACAAACUGAAGAAACCAGGGAGACACGAAGGGAUUCCAAGAAGGUAACCCAAAAAGAAACACCAACCAAGCUCAAAGAAGAACCUGCCAAGGUGCCCAAAUAUCAGGCAAAGCUACCACAAAAAGUAUCACAAUGGGAGCCCAAGAAGCAACCUCAAAGAGAUGCGCCUAAGCAACCCUUAACUAAGCUCAAAGAUGAACCUGAAAGGGAAAACAGAAAGGAGUCCAAGGGGUUGAAGCCCAAAGAGGAACCCAAGAAGACACCCCAAAAAGAACCAAGACAAUCUGAGGAAGAGCCGGACUUCUCCCCCGCAGAAGAAUUCGAUGAGGAACCUUCACCGAUGACCAAGACACAUACCACAGCCAUCGAACUGAAGCGUCAGAAGGAUAUACUCAACCGACCCUCUGUCUUUGGCCAACGAACCCCAGAACGCAAGCCCAGCACUACGCCAUCACCAACUAAGUUGAACGGGAAUCGUGGUCGACCAAGUCCAAGUACCAGUUUGAUUUCGGAAGAGAAGAGAUCGUAUAGAAAUCAAGUGAGCAAUGUGAACAAGCCGGGAACUAGGAAACCAACUCCCGCUGCCCAAUCACCUGCAGCACCCAGGACAAAUAGCAUUUCCAAGCGCAUGGAGCAAAUCAGUCAGCAAUCAUGGGUUGUCCAAGAUGUCGAUGUGGACGUCGAGGUGGUGGGACCAGCACCACCUACCCACAGAAAGAGCCCAUCGCCAUCGCGAUCUCCUUCCCGAUCGCCCAGUAGACGCACCUCCACCAAUUUAAACACCACAACCACCACCACCACUGAGCACCACCCGAGCACCACCACCACCACGACCACCAAGUCAACUAGCCCCAAACCGACUACGACUAACCCAACCAGAGACGAACCCGAAAUCACACUCAUUGAAUCCGUUACAGAAAAGACAAUCACCACCACGGGACGCAAUGUGGCUAGCCGCCGGAAUGUUUUUGAGCCAGCUGAGGAAUCUCCUGUGGAUUCCGAGCCCACGACUGGACGUCGUCCCUCGUACAUGGAUCACACGAAGAGCUCACUGGAGCACAUUCGACGCGAUUCCCUCGAGAUCAGCAAGAGUCACUACUCCCGAAAGUCCUCGGUGGAGGAUGAUUCUCCCGUAGAGCCACGCAAUCCCAAUGCAGCCGUCAAGUUCGAUGUGCCGCGAAAGACAUCCAAACCAAAGGGUAAGGAUGAGGACUCCGCCUCCGAUUCGGAGCUUCCUGAGAUCGAGGAGAUCUUCGAUUUGGCGAGACUGGAGAAACUCCUGGAAACCGUGGCCAGCUACGAAAUGCGUCGUCGUAUACGCGCCCAAAUGCGUCUCAUACGCAAGAACAUGAUCAAUGCGGGUACGACCAUUACAACCACUACGAUUACAACGAGCACAAUUCCGGGUAAGAAGCGAGAUCAGAGUCCUGAGACCAAGACCAAGGAGGUUCGCACCAUCACGAGUCGCCGGCGGGUGGAACAGGUGGACAGUAGUAAGACUUCACCCCAGGGCAAGCCGCCGGUGAAGCCGAGGGAGAGAAGUGCCAGUCCCGCCCAGAAACGUCGCGUUAGUCCACCGGGCAAGCAAUCGCCUGGCGAAAGGAGCACCACCAAGGUUACCACCACCACCAGUAGCACCACUACCCGCAAUGCUCCUGCUCCGUCCAGCAAACCCGCUCAGGGAGGUGGUCCCAUUUGGGCGGAUCGCUCCAAGGUGCUCAAGGGUCAAACCAAUGGUAGUAGUACCACCCGCAAGGGAUCCACUUCCAGUACCACUUCGAGCAGUGGCAAGAUUACACGCACCCUGACCAGCUCCAGCACCACCACUAGCUCCUCGAGUAGCAGCACCACCAACACAAGGAACAAGCAGCGCGAAGAGGACUCGAUCACCUCCAGUUAUGGUGUGGGACCCACGGACGAGAACGGACUGCCGCUCUUCGGGAUUAGGGCACUCAAGAAGAAGACAACGCCACCACCGGCAGAGGAGACCAAGCAAGAAGUCACAGGCUAUGUGAUCGAGGAGCAGUUCUACUCGGACAACAAGUCGCCACCUCGUCACGAGCGCAAGGAGCUGAUCUACUCGAGCAACGCUGACGAACUGGCUGCCAUAAAGCAGCAGCUUCAGGAUGAGGACGACAGCUCGACAGCUCCGGAAUUGGAUGCCCGCGUGGUGCGGGAGUUCAAGAAGGUGGAGCAAUCCCAGCAAUCGCUGCCCGAGGAUGCCAGAUAUGUGCGUCGCGGAUCGGUGAAGGAGCUCAGCGAGAAGUUCAUACGCAAGGAGUCCUCCUCGUCCACCCAUUCGAGUCAGUCGGUGGUGAGGCACGAGGAUGAGACCGAGGAGGAUAGCGAGUCCAACGAGGUCUGCAGCGUCAUCGAGGCCCCGCAGAUGCGUCAAAAUCAGAGCCACAUCAGUAGUAGUAGCACCACCAGAUCCAGUAAUACACGAUCAUUCCUCAACAGCAGUGCCGAUCAGCGUCAGGUUACCAGUGUGGACGAUGUACUCGAGCGUAUGCGAAAUGCCGAUAAUGUGGAGGAACCCGGCGAUACCAGCGAGGAUCGCGAGGCCCGUGCUCUGCUCAAUAAAUUCCUGGGAGCCAGUGUCAUUAUGCAGGGAGUGGAAAGCAUGCUGCCACCCACCGCCACGGGUCAGCGUCUAAACAGUCAGGGGGUAAAGACCACGCGGAUUACCAAUACCUACAGCAAGUCCGGCAAUAGCACAUCAUCCACCAACAACAACAACAAGGUCAGCAGCUCCAGCUCCUCAGCACCAGUUACACGUACAACUUGUGACAUCGAGGAGAUUUGGGACGAGCAAGUCCUCAAGCAAUUGCUGGAACAGGCGUCCACCUACGAGGAGCGUCGCAAGAUCCGUGCACGUCUACGCGAACUUAUGGCGGAACGCGAAGAGCAAAAGAAUUUGAAGCAGGCGCCGCAGAAGGAGGAGAAGGAGUUAAAAAAGAAGGAGGAGGAGGAGGAGAGCAGCGCCAGCGAGUAUGAAGAGAUCAUCGAGGAGGUGACCGACUACAGUGACGAGGAGGAGGAACCCCAACCAGAGCCCAAAAAGGAGGUGGUGACCCAGAAAGAGGUUACCAAACAGGAGGUUGCCAAAAAAGAGGUUACCAAACAGGAGGUUUCCAAAAAAGAGGUCACCAAACAGGAGGUCACCAAAAAAGAGGUCACCAAACAAGAGGUUACCCAACAAAAGACCGAAAGUGUUAGCAAAAAGUUGGCCCAAGUUGAGCUGGCCAGUGAAUCUAGCUCCUCCACCGCAGAGGUUCAAGUUCAGGGUGAGUCCCUGCCGGCAGCUAAGAAAACAGGAGCCAAAGGAGCAGCAGGAACGGCAGAAACAGGAUCAGGAUCAGGCAGUAGUAGCUUAGGUGGUAGGGAAACGCGUAGUCUAGUCAGUAGCCAGGUUAGCACAGUGGUUAGGGCCAGGGAUAAAGCCAAGCCAGCGACAAUGCCAGUCACGGGAUCGGUCACGGGAUCGGUAACGGGAUCUGGAGCUCCAAGCACUCGCUUGAGUGUUCCGUCCAAAGAAGAUUCCGGCACGGAGAGCGGUGAGGAUCUGCGUCUCUUGGCCGCCGGUCUGCGCGACACCUUGCAACAGCAAAGCAGCGAGGCGAAUCGCAGCCUCGUCGAGGAGGUGACCGAUGCCCUGAGCCGCCUGGAGAGCAGCCUCAAACAGGGCAAGGACCUAACCGUCGAUGGGGGCCAGCGGCAGGCUCUGCUCGGCCUGGUGGCCCGCCUGCAAAGUGGACUCAGUGCGCCCGAGAAGUUGGAAGCGGAGGAUCAAAACGAAGCUGAUCCGGAAACGGAAACGACGGCUCCAGCUCGAUUCGCCAAGCGUCGCCAGCGGAAUAGCCGUCAUACGGUGGGCGUGAGUCGCGAGGAACUGGCGGAUGCCCGGCGAUACAUGGAGGAUAUGCUGAUAUUAGAGGGCAAGGAUUUCGCUUUGGCCAAAACGCCCAGUUCGAGUGCAGUGCCCGUGCAACUGUAUAGACCCAAUCAGUUUGUCCAGCCCCCAGCCACAGUUAUUCAAAAUCCCAGUCAGAAUUCCGCUCAAUUGAGACCAACGAAUAGCAACGCAAACAGGCGUCCAUUGUCCGGUGAUUAUGCCGUCAGCUUUGCCAGCUACGAGAACUCACAGAACUCAAGUCCCGAGGGUCCCGAUGGCAAUGCAACCUCGCCGAGUAACUCACAAACGAAUUCGAAUUCUAGUUCGAAUUCCAGCCGCUUUGGGGGAGGCAAGAAGCACCUGAUGAAGCGGGCCAACACCAUCGAUAUACCCAAGGCCAAGGCCAAGUAUAUGGCCGACUGUGAUUCGGAUUCGGAUGUGGAGGAUGAACAGGGUCCGCAUUUGGGACUGAAGCGAGCCGUUCAGGUGAGCGUUAAGCGACGAGUUCACAACGCAGUGCCACCGUUUGAACCGAAGACGGAGAACGAUCACAAGUUCCUGGCCUUCAUCAACAAGCAGAGUCAUCAGACCGGGCUCGGCUGGGGCGGUGGUGGCGGUCGGAGUGUCUCGAAUUGGACCCACAAGUUUGGCAACAUCAAGCACACCUUCGAAACCGGUGCGGCGGCCACGGCGACCAAGGGUAAACCGCCACCGGUGCCGGGUCAUGUGCCCGGUUGGGCCAAGCAGGAGCAGUUGCAUCACCAGCAGCUGCAGCGAGAGCAAAUGCAGCGAGAGCAACUUCAGCGAGAGCAGUAUCAGCGGGAGCAGAGGCAGCGAGAGCAGAGGGAAAAGCAGCUGCAGCAGGGCCAGCGAGAGCAGCUCUCCAGGCGCGAGCAAUUCCAGCGAGAGCAGCUGCAGCGAGAGCAACUCCAGCGAGAGCAGAUGCAGCGAGAGAAGCUCCAGCGAGAGCAACUACAGCGAGAGCAGCACCAGCGAGAGCAGCUGCAGCGAGAGCAACUGCAGCGAGAACAACUCCAGCGAGAGCAGCUCCAGCGAGAACAACUCCAGCGAGAACAACUACAGCUACAACAGCAACAACAAGCCGUGGCCGCUGUGCAAAUCGAGCGACAACGUCGCCAGGAGCUGGAAAGACAACUGCGCCUCGAACAGGAGGCUCGCUACGAGCGAGAGGAGCGCACUCGCCUGGAGCGCGAGUACUACGAGCAGCAGCUGCAGCGCCAGCAGGCCGAGAGACAACAGCAAUUGGAUCGACAGCGGCAGCAACAGGAGCAACUGGAGCGACAGAGGCGUCAGGAGAUGGAGGUGCGUCUGCAACAGCAGCGAGAACAGGCCGCUCAGGUCAAUAACUUUAUACACGCUCCCCAGUCGGUCUUUCGUCCGAUCGAAAAUGAAACCCCCGCGCAGCCAGGCAUCUACAAGCCCGUGGCACAGAAAUCUCAAGCCUCUAAUCCGUCGAUUUGGAAGCCGCCACAGCAAUCGCAACAACAUUUGUCGGCUACCUCGUAUAGCAAUACCCCGUCGCCAUCUUCAACGGCCGCUACUUCACCCAUCGGUUUGCCCUGGGUGGCCAAGCCCAAGGUGGACAAUAGCGAUUUUCGACGCAAGGCCCAUCACUUUGAGGAGAGAUCCCUGAGGGAUAACCUCGAACAGCAGCCUAAUGGUAAUCUGCAGCGUCACAAUUCACUGCGAUCCAAGGCACCGUCGUUGAGUGAGUUUAAGAAGCGACCUUCCCUGCCGAAUGCCAUGGAACCAGGAACCCAGGCAGCUCCUCCGCCUAGACAAAUGUAUCAGGAACCACCACCACCCACAAAUAUCUCAUUCACCUAUGCCGAUUUCCCACCAGUAAGAAGAAAUGUGGGUAAUAAUGCCCACAAUUACCGCAGUCAACCUUGCCUAACGAGUGCCGUGGAACAAUCGGAGGCCUUGACCAAUCCACUGGCAGCUCCUCUAAUCCUGACCAGCUCAAAUCCCACCUAUCUACCUCCACCAGGUAGCAGAAGAUUCGACUACAUCAGCAGUCCCGUGGAUGUGGACAGUCCACCGAAUAGCCCCACGAGCUUCAUGACCAUGCCCAAUCCCACUUUAAUGACGGACAAUACGGACGAUGAUCUCGAUCUGGAUUCGGACAACAAUAUGCUGGAGUAUAGGGUUGAAACGAAGGUGAUGCGAAAGCCACGUAGUCAGACGGCAGUUAGGGUGGCUGAUCGAAGAAAUGCUCACAUGAGCGAUGAUGAGGUUUAUGGCAAGAACUCGAGGGCGGCCAAAUCGUUGCUCUACACGAUGAAGCAGUUCGGCAAUCCACCGGUCGGUAAUCCAAUCAGCCAGAGAAGACAACCCCUAACGGCGCCCAGUUCACCGAAAUCGGGGGGUUGCCUUUCGCCCGAUGGAAGACAGUACCAGGCGCCGCUCGUAGAACCGCUCUUCCCGCAACUGAGCACUUUUGAGGCCAAGCGACAGCCACAGUUUACAACCGAUUCACCACCCGUUUCGAUCAAUUACCAAGCGAAUCCCACCUACACACCACCGAGAGUUAAUAAUCAGCAAGAUGGUAACUCUUAUUUGGGCGAGACGCACACCUCCUAUGUGGUCACCUAUCCCGUGGACGAUUCGGGGGAUGAGCCCGAACAGGAAUCAAUGGCCACGAGCCAACAACACCGAUUGCGUCGCACUUCGGAGCACUCGAAUGCCAGCUCCUCGCUGUCGCUGGGCAGCACCAGUUGGACAGCGAAUCCGGUGCAUAAUACGGUGGGUGGAUCUAUGGGUCCACCAGUGGAUCGCAGCACCAAGCCGCAGAUUGCUCAGUCGCUGCCUCAGCAGUUACCUCAGCAGGUUCCUCAGCAGGUUCCUCAGCAGGUUCCUCAGCAGCUUCCUCAGCAGUUACCUCAACCGGUUUCUCAGCAGUUACCUCAGCAGUUACCUCAACAGGUUCCUCAGCAGUUAUCUCAGCAGUUACCUCAGCAGCUACCAAAGCAAUUACCCCAACAGAUUCCUCCACAGCUGCCUAAGCAGCUACCUCAGCAGCUUCCUCAGCAGUUACCUCAUCAGUUACCAAAGCAAUUACCCCAACAGUUACCGCAACAGCAAGCUCAACCCAGACAUGCUCCCCGCCUAAGUGCACGUAGUCACACCAUUCAAGGAGAUUCCGGCUACGAUAAUCGUCCCUUGCAAAAUCGUGUCAUGUCCCAGCAGACGCUCAACUCCAGUGUAAUCAAUACUAGCAACAAUACCAGCAGCAUCCAGCAGAAACAGCUGAAGGAGCAGCACAUCAACGAGCUGCGUCGCAAAAGUUUGGGCAACGUCCUCGAGAGCAGCAGUCAAAGGACGUCCGCCUACUUUGAGCAGGAGUACAAGUCGUCGGCACCAGCAGAUACCCCGGAUAUUGUGAAAUCCUCGCUGCCCAAGGAGCAGGCACCGCUGCUAAAGAAAUUCGGGCCACCGCAGCGUCAUCACUACAUGCCCAAUUCGUAUCAGAGUCCGCAGUUGAAUAAGCAGGGUAGUACUACCACUAAUACUACUACUACAGUGGUGCAAAAUCAUCAAAUCAAGCCGAGUAUUGUGGAAACACCGGCCACACCACAGCCACAAGUUCCGCCCGAGGAUGAGAUUCCCCACAAUAUAGUGUUCAACAAUGUGAGUGCCUUCACAUCGAUGAGCAGGCGGAAUCAUGAGGAUGAUUCGCCAGGCAGCCAGGGAAUGCAGUCGGGAUCUCGGGUGAAUCGGCUGAGCAAGUGCGAUUCGUGGAAUCAGAUAUGUCAGCUGCAACAAACGACGACGACGGGGGUUCAGAGUCCUUCGAAGACAUAUAAUCAAUCCACUUCCCCCGGCGAACUGAGACGCUCGAAAUCGGGACAUUCGCUGGCGGUACCAAAGCUCUAUGAAGCGGGAAUUGACAAGGCCCAAGUGAGUGAGAAACAGCGAACGGUGGCUGCCUAUUUCUCGGGCCAAAAGUCACCCACCGGUGGUAAUGGUCAAGUGGAGGAGCUACGCAGCAGUACGAUGAUUAGCUCCUCAUCGAGUAGAAAAUCAGCCAUUAAUCGCACCAAAACGAGUGAAAAACUCUCGGCGGCAGCAAGAAAAUCGUUAAGUUCACUGACCACCACAUCGAAUGGUAAUGUUUCCACCGCCGGUCUGGAAUUAAAGAGACCCAGUGGAGCACCUAUGAUGGGCGGUGGCCUCAGUCGCAGUGCCACCAUGCCGCAUAUCGCGAAUCUCAAUCUGCUGGACGAGAGCAAUGUGGAGGAUGCCUUCGAGCAGCUAAUGAUGGCCCAGCAUAAGAGCUCCUCGACCAGCGAACAGCGAACGGAAACCAAGUCCAAGGAUGGAGGUGCCACUGUGACCACAACAACAACAAAGGUUACCACACGCACUGUCAGCGGAAGUGCUGCCUCCAAGAACAUUUCGCCCUUGGCUAAAUUCAAGCAGCUGGACAAGCAGGCAGCCGCUCAGCAAGCGCAAAAAUCAUCUCCAACAACAAGCACACCCACGACCCCCGGCGGUUCGGCACAACCGUUGUUCAAAUUUACCGAUCCGGCAUUAAAUGCGCGCGCCGCCACUGUCAAGGAUCAACUUCUGCAGUGGUGUCAGCAUAAAACGCAGGAAUAUGAGAACGUCCAAAUAAGCAACUUUAGCUCGAGCUGGUCAGACGGCCUGGCCUUUUGUGCGCUGAUACACCAUUUCUUGCCAGAUGCAUUUGACUACACCACACUAACCAAGCAGACGCGACGACACAAUUUCGAGCUGGCCUUCACCGUUGCUGAUGAGAAGGCUGGCAUUGCACCACUGCUGGAUGUGGAGGACAUGGUGGAGAUGAGUCGCCCCGACUGGAAGUGCGUUUUCGUCUACGUGCAGAGCAUAUAUCGCCGAUUCCGGAACUGUCAGUAGUGAUCAUCAUCAUCAACAUCGUCAUCGCCAUCGAGAGCAGUGGCAGCAGCAGCAGCAGAAUAGUCCAAAUCCAGAUCUAAAUCUAAAUCCAAAUCCAAGUCAACUCAACAGCAACAGCAGCAACUCAUUAAAUUUUAAGCAAAUACCACACAUCCCCUUUGGCAUUUUGUGUUAAGACACACCAUCCCCUAUCCCAAAAAAAACCCAUCCCAAAACCCUUUAAUAUAUAUAAAGAACCCGUCAUCCUGCGAAUAUCUAACUGUAUAAUCGGCAUAUAUAUAUGUAUAUUCUUCAACUGAAGCGCAAAAUGGCUCGUCGAACGUGAACAGCCGACUUUUUGUACGUUUUUUGUGUUUGUUUUACCCUUUUUUUACUAUUAUUACGAUUACGCAUUAUUAUUUGUUAUCGACAUUGAACUUGAAGCAGAAACUAUGCAAAUAAUUGUUGAUUUAUAUAUUUUUUUGUCAUAAUUUUAAUUGUGAAGAGCGAAGAAGAGAAAAAGCAGCGCAGUUACUAACCCUGCUGGCGGUCAUCGAUAAAAGAUAAAUAUAUAUAUUUGAAGAUAUAUAAAGUCUCUCGAUGCCGUCGCUCACAUUGAUGAAUUACUGUAAUAAUAAACAUAUAUUCUAUGUACGUACGUGUAACGAGAACGAAACAUUUACUAACCGAUGGCAUUGAAAAGGCCGCAAAGAAAUAAAAAAAAAGCAAAUGAAACCCAA
This is a messenger RNA of Drosophila takahashii, 15690 nucleotides long. The record is from RefSeq and is a predicted model, not a curated record. NCBI's taxonomy places the organism in Eukaryota, Metazoa, Arthropoda, Insecta, Diptera, Drosophilidae.